Messenger RNA from Suncus etruscus (white-toothed pygmy shrew), 1457 nucleotides. RefSeq names its product prostaglandin reductase 3 (gene PTGR3). Gene Ontology annotation, molecular function: zinc ion binding; oxidoreductase activity. Gene Ontology annotation, cellular component: mitochondrion. The record is from RefSeq and is a predicted model, not a curated record. The transcript is spliced from 2 exons. Lineage: Eukaryota; Metazoa; Chordata; Mammalia; Eulipotyphla; Soricidae. Bases 81 to 1214 code for a protein of 377 amino acids.
GGUGGGGAGCCCCGGGGCGGAGGCGCGACCCCGCAACGCCCGCAUCCAAAAGGCCCGGGCCGGGAGCCGAGCGCGGGGCCAUGCGGCGGCUGGCGCGCGCCUGGACUCGGGCCAUCGUGGACCUGUCGUACGCGCGCCACUUUCUGGACUUCCAGGGCUCCGCCAUCCCCCGCGCCAUGCAGAAGCUGCAGGUGACUCGGCGGAGCCCGGACUUCCGCGAGGCCGUCACCCUACGGAGCCACUGUCCGGUGCCGCUCCCCGGGGACGGGGACCUCCUCGUCCGGAACCGAUUUGUUGGAGUGAACGCCUCUGACAUCAACUAUUCUGCCGGCCGCUAUGACCCUUCUGUCCAGCCUCCCUUUGACAUAGGUUUUGAAGGCCUGGGUGAGGUGGUGGCUCUGGGCCUCUCAGCCAGUGCCAGUUUUGCAGUUGGCCAGUCAGUGGCCUACCUGAGCCCGGGGGCCUUUGCAGAGUACACGGUGGUGCCUGCCAGUACUGCCAUCCCAGUGCCCGACGUGAGGCCUGAGUUUCUCACCCUGCUGGUGAGUGGUGCCACAGCCUACAUCAGCCUGCAGGAGCUGGGGCAGCUGGCUGAAGGCCAGACAGUCCUAGUGACCGCGGCUGCAGGUGGCACUGGCCAGUUUGCCGUGCAGCUCGCCAAGAGGGCCAAGUGCCAUGUCAUCGGGACCUGCUCUUCGAAGGACAAAUGUGCCUUCUUGAAAACUCUGGGCUGUGACCGGCCCAUCAACCACCGGGCCGAAACAGUCGGCGAUGUGCUGAAGCGCGAGUACCCGGCUGGUGUGGAUGUGGUCUAUGAGUCCGUGGGUGGGGCCAUGUUCGAUGUAGCCGUGGACGCCUUGGCACCCCGGGGGCGACUGCUGGUGAUCGGCUUCAUCUCUGGCUACCAGAGCCCCUUGGGCUUGGCCCCCGUGAACGCGGGUGCCUUACCAGCCAAGCUGCUGCGGAAGUCAGCCGGCGUGCAGGGCUUCUUCUUGAACCACUACCUGUCCCGCCACCGGGAGGCCGUGGACCACUUGCUCCAGCUGUGUACCCAGGGGAACCUGGUCUGCCAGGUGGACCUGGGAGACAAGGACCCGGAGGGCAGAUUCAGGGGUCUGGAGUCUGUCUUCCGGGCCGUCGAUUAUAUGUACAAGGGGAAAAACACGGGGAAAAUUGUAGUGGAAUUACCUCCCUGUGUCAGUAGCAAGCUAUAAAAUCCAACAGUGACAUCAAUCAAAACAGCCCGAAAGCAAGCACGGGUGCCUUGAAAUUCCUCAAAUGAAUGUCUUUUUAGUUGGUAACGGUUGCACUAUGUCUUAAAGUGAAAGGAAAGGAGUUGUUGAGUAGGUUUUCCCCUUUUUCCUUUCUUCCCUUUUCUUCCCUGGUGUGUUCCGCUUUCUUGGCAAAAAAAAAAAAAAAAGUUUCAAAUAAAACUCUUCCUGCUGGCUACGAGGUAA